UUAUGUUGUGGAUAUUCAAGGAUCUGGUACUAUUAAAUAUAGAUUAAAUAUGCAUUUGCUUGAGAUAAAUAGCUUGUCAUGGUGUCCUGUACCAGUUAAUGUUUUUGAAAAAAAAAAUACGAUAAAAGAAUAUUUAUUAGCAUCUGGUUCUAAAGAUAGAAAAAUAACCAUAUGGAGAGCUGGAACUGAUGGAAAAUGUCAAUUUCAAUGGCUCGCUUUUAAGAAUCAUUUUACAUCCUUUCUUUGGAUAAAACCAACAAUUUUACUAUCAAGUAUGCCAUGUGGGGGACUUGUCUCAUGGGAAUUUUCUGCAGACUUCCAGUGCCGCACCAAGCGGCAUUAUUUAGGCGAGUCGCCAAUUUUUUAACUCACU
This is a messenger RNA of Trichogramma pretiosum, 373 nucleotides long. RefSeq lists its product as uncharacterized. The record is from RefSeq and is a predicted model, not a curated record. Bases 50 to 367 code for a protein of 105 amino acids. Gene Ontology annotation, molecular function: protein binding. Lineage: Eukaryota; Metazoa; Arthropoda; Insecta; Hymenoptera; Trichogrammatidae. The transcript is spliced from 2 exons.